Osmia bicornis bicornis is the source of this 4057-nucleotide messenger RNA. Its product is annotated as hyaluronidase-like. The coding region runs from base 2329 to 3471 and encodes 380 amino acids. The record is from RefSeq and is a predicted model, not a curated record. The transcript is spliced from 5 exons. NCBI's taxonomy places the organism in Eukaryota, Metazoa, Arthropoda, Insecta, Hymenoptera, Megachilidae. Gene Ontology annotation, molecular function: hyalurononglucosaminidase activity. Gene Ontology annotation, biological process: defense response; hyaluronan catabolic process; carbohydrate metabolic process.
UCCUUUCCGGUACCCUUCGAACGACGCAAUUACGUAAGAAGGGGUCCGUUUCCGGCGUCGAUUAGAUAGCGGUGAGAGACUGAAAAGGCAGAGAAAGAAACCAGUUUUUAAGGAGUGUGUCGUUAAGAGAAACGUUUCUGUCCCAAGCUACGACAUUAAAUGUAAAUUUACGAUGUUCCGAUGUUAACUUUAUUGAAAUAUAUCUUUUGCUAACAUGCUAUUUUACAAGCUGUGUUUCAGAUAACUUCGGUUACCGGAAGAGAACGACCUACUCUUCCGUUGUUAAACAGUUUUCAACGAAGAUCGAGACUAACAUUUUGUAGCCGUUGCAAAAUCAACGCGCGUCCUUAAUAUAAGUCGAGGUCUUCGUAGCAGCCGCUGCCAGAUCAAUAUUUAACACACAAUGUACGCACGACCGACAUGCGAGGUCUCUUCAAGAUAAAAGGCGCGAAACGAUGGCCCUGUAGCGAUUAAAACAGCUGACACUUACACGCCCGUUUAGAUACCGCGCCGAAUCUCGAGUACACAUUUACAAUAAAUUAUUUUAUUUAUUUAAGGUUGAUGGAUUCUACGCCAAACGCUCAUGUACGAGCGAUUCAUGUGGAAACCUUCGACAUGAAUUGCUCGAUAACAGUUUUCUCUCUGAUGUAUGUACACGUACGAAUGGUGACUGUGUAAAUGUGAAUGAACGAUGACUGAAACAGGUAUGCGUUUUGAAUGUACAAUUCAAUUAUAGCGAAUUUUGAUUAACUAGCUGCUUAGAGAAGUCGGAUAAUCAAAAUCUCACCUCCCCGAAAAAGCGAUUAAAAGUAUUUAUUUACAAAAUUGUUUCUUAUUUUCUUCUUCUAUUUCAAGCUUUGACACAUAUUUUCCAUAUGUAAAUAGUAGAUUAUCAUACAUGCUACACUAUCACAAUGCGUCAUCGUUCUAUUCGCUAUCUCAAAUAUUAGUUUUGGUAGUCGAGAAACUGUAUAACAUUGAACGUUUAUUUAUUAACCAUUUCAUUUGAUUUUCGAGUGAACAUUUCAAGGAGUUACGGAUAAUUUUAAGUUGAUAACAAUGGUAUAAAAUUUUCGCAUCCAUGACCGUAAUUGCGUUAAAAGGUAACGAAAAGCCCUUGAAUGUUUAUUCGCUACUAUUCGUACGAUUCUCACCUUGGUUGUUAUCAUCUCAUUAUCUAAACGCGUAAAAAGAAGCUCACGAAAGGCAGUUUACACCCUUGUAAAACUGUUUCGUCCAAUCAAUCCGACCAUUAAGAUUAAAGGAAUACAUUGGUUGUUUUCAGAUUCGAUAAAUUGCUGUGUCGCUACAAUAGACACAUUAAUCACACUCAAGUGCAAUUAUCCAGUAAUUACAAAUGGAAUUGGCAUCUAAUUGCAACAAAAACCUUACAUUGACGACGAUCUUAUCUCCUGAAAAAUAGGAACGUGUCCUUCGUCGAACACGUCCAUACUUUCCAUGCUGAACGAUUAUUUAUACGCUACACUUAAAUGUUGCAAAACGUGCUAAACCUAACGGAAUAAGGAUAAUUCAGGAAUAAUAGGAAAGUAUGGGCAACCCGCAUAUACACGAGUAUCAUCCAUAGUAUCCUUAUAUAGCAUGAUGUCAUAACACGGUUAACAAAAUGGAUAGUCUGCUAUUAUUUCUAAUUACGGCAAUUAUAAGAUGCAGAAAUCGUUUGGAACAAGGUUACAUUGAUCGUCCAAUCUUUCAGGAUGAAUUACAGAAGUUUCAUUCAAAACACUGAGAGAUGGUUCAUUGAACAGUUCCUCGAAGAAACAUCGGAUAGUACCUAUACCCUCGACGAUACUCUACCACCACAGUCUUCAGCUUAGGACGAUCCUUGACCAAAGGUGAUCUAUCGAUUUCUCGUUAUACAUCCUGCAUCGUCGGGGAUUAAUUCGGUGCCAUCUUAGUAUCGAGACCGAUCUAAUCAACGCGUCGUACCCUUUUUAAACAAGGAAGAAAAAAGCAAAGGGAAAAACGGAAACGAGAAAUCACCGAACAAUACCCGGAGUCAGAUAACAACACGGAGAGGCGACGAUGUACGUAGGUGGGGAAGAAGAGACACGAUGUGGAAUAAAUAGUGGCCUGAAAUCGAGCGGAAUUCAGUCGCACCGCUGUUCUACCAUCGUCGUUCGUGUUUUCUAUUCACGAGGAACUGAUCAGAGGUCAUCGUGAAGUGAUCUAGUCCUACGGACAACAGUAAGGAUAGGUACUGAUCGAUAAGCGUACCGGCAAGGUGAUACUCCCUGUUCGACUUGCCGGAUAGUCGGUCCGCUUCGAACGCUGCGUUCGAAUUCAUGUUCCUGUCGUCGUAGUCGAAGGAUGAUGCUACAAGUGUUGCUCCUGCUGGCUCGGACGCUGCUCGUCGACGCGUUUUUUUUCGGCUUCCUACCGAGCGUCCCGAAAGACGAAGGCAGACAGGAGUUCAACGUUUACUGGAACGUGCCUACCUUUAUGUGCCAUAAGUACGGGAUGCAUUUCGAGGAGGUGUCGGAGAAAUAUGGGAUCCGACAGAACACGAUGGAUCAGUUUCGCGGCGAUCAGAUCGCGAUCCUUUACGAUCCUGGAAUGUUCCCGGCGUUGAUGAAGGAUUCGAUGGGAAACCUAGUGGAGAGAAACGGCGGUGUCCCUCAGGAAGGCAACCUUACCAAGCAUCUCGAAGUGUUUCGAGAACAUCUGAUCAAUCAGAUCCCCGACGAGUCGUUCAACGGUGUUGGAGUAAUCGAUUUCGAGAGUUGGAGACCGAUCUUCCGGCAGAAUUGGGCUUCCCUUCAGCCGUACAAGAAACUCUCCAUAGACAUCGUACGCCGGGAGCAUCCGUUCUGGGACAGUGGUAGCGUCGAGCAGGAAGCGAAACGCAAAUUUGAAAAGUACGGGAAACUUUUUAUGGAGGAGACGUUGAAAGCUGCCAAGGAGAACCGACCGUCCGCCAGUUGGGGCUACUAUGCUUACCCUUAUUGCUACAAUCUGACACCGAAUCAACCUAGUUCGCAAUGCGAUAGCACCACGGUCCAGGAGAACGAUAAGCUGACAUGGCUGUUCGAGCUGGAGGAUAUUCUUCUACCCUCGGUCUACUUGAGACUGAGCCUGACUAGCAGUCAAAGAGUUGGUCUAGUCGCGGGCAGAGUAAAGGAAGCCUUGAGAAUAGCGAAGCAAACGACGAUCAGGAAAAAGGUCCUUCCCUAUUAUUGGUACAAGUAUCAGGAUCAAAGGGAUACCUAUUUGAAUAAGGCUGAUCUCGAGGCCACUUUACGAAAGAUCUGGGAUCUCGGCGCGGACGGUCUGGUGAUUUGGGGAAGCUCUAACGACAUCAACAGCAAGCAAAAGUGUCUGCAGUUCAGGGAAUACGUGAACAACGAUCUGGGACCCGCGGUCAAUCGUGUUAGACAAACCGUCACGAACCCAAGCCAGUAUAGUAACAAUUUUACAGACAAUCAAGUGGACGUGAGCGUCGAUCAGGUUUGACGGUGACAAAGAAGCUAGGAGAGAGAAAUUGUAAAGGGAGAUGGUUUAGUUUGUUAGGUGUACGAUUACCAUAAGUGACGUACACGACGGCAGUUGUUCGACCUUCGAAAUAGAAAGACGUUGAACGCAAGGUGUGCUACGAAAACCAAAGACUAGUCGAGACGUUUCAGAGAAAUAAAUUUCCUAUCAAAUUGUCGCCUUAUUAAUUCUUACUUGUCGCGAGAUCAGGUGGGGCGAUUCUGGCUGAAAGUAGAAUAAGAUUCGCCCGAUGUAGAUCGGUACUGGAAGGGAACCGGGAGAAACUGGCGAUCGGAGAGCUUUGAGGAGGAAGAGUGCGGCGCUUUAGCACUAGCAUAUACGACAAGUUUUACUGGUUCGAGGUGUAAGGCCUCGGGCGAUCUUGCUUUUUACAGAGUACACGCGACGUCGUUGUAGAGGUAGUCAAAGAUCUCUCUUGCUUACCGUUCAUUCCUCCCCUCUACAUCUUGUUCCGUGACUGAUCCUUUCUCUUUCUGUUUCCACCGGGAUACCUGGAUAAACUCGGAGAAGGAGAAAGAUAGAGAACGGAACGAGAACGGCGCGGAAC